AUGCCCGACGACCCGCGCGAUAACGAGCUCCUACAGCGGCUAGCUGCUCUCAAGAAGCGCACCGGCCGCCCAGACAACGACGGACCGAGCCCCCCAGGCCCGCCGCCCGACCUCCCAGGCCUGGUGCUGCCAGCCACCAAGCCCGCCACUUCCUCCCGCGGCAGCCACAACCCAGCAGCAGCAAACAACGACGACCGCGCCGCCCGCCGCCAGGAGCGUCGCCAGCAGGCCCGGCAGGACUUUAAAGCGCAGCUCUUGCGUGAGCAGCAGCCCCGAUCUGGCUUUUCUUGCGGCACCAUGCUUAACGAGAAGCCACGAAAACUACGACCGAACCAACUAAACUACGAAACACACGAACCAUACAUGAUACGGUGGAUGAGGGCUGGGACGGGGCUGACUGGCAGCUGUCAGGACCAUCACGAGCAACGGGGUAGGCCGGGAUGGAUGAGCCUGGAGAACGCGGGAACCACAGCCACUCAGGGUCUGGACACUGCGUCGUCCUGUCUUCCUCCUGGCCACCAUCUUGGACUUCGAGGGCUAGGACAGUUUAGGUCGGGGUCUGUCAUGCUCGUACUGGUGGUUGAGGUCCCGUCGUGGGGGAGGGCUGGUCGGGCCGGACGCAGGAGUCGAGACUGUCGCCUGUCGUCAGGUCGGCCGAGAAGUGCCGCCGUCCCAGCUAGUGAUGGCGGGCAGAAGCAGAGGCAGAAGGGGGUGCUAGACAGAACGGGAAGCGUUAAGACGGACACGAAGACGGUCCACGUGACCCAGACCGCCGUUAACUACUACCACAACAAGAUCAAGGCGAUGAAGCUGGAGAUCCUCAAGGGCCAGGCGGUUCUCCGGCGACUCGAGGCACAGAGGAACAACUACAACUCGAGGGUACCGUAAAGAUGCCGUAACGUACAGUGGCCAAAACCACUUGGAGCCCCCACAUUGGCUCGUGAUGCUUGUUGUCUCAAGCCUAGCCCCAAGCACAUCCAGAGCGGCCUGGGCGCUGCCGAU
Gaeumannomyces tritici R3-111a-1 is the source of this 1002-nucleotide messenger RNA. RefSeq lists its product as hypothetical. NCBI's taxonomy places the organism in Eukaryota, Fungi, Ascomycota, Sordariomycetes, Magnaporthales, Magnaporthaceae. Bases 1 to 888 code for a protein of 295 amino acids. The record is from RefSeq and is a predicted model, not a curated record. The transcript is spliced from 3 exons.